Molecule: messenger RNA, 2755 nt
Organism: Larimichthys crocea (large yellow croaker)
Lineage: Eukaryota; Metazoa; Chordata; Actinopteri; Sciaenidae
Gene: ss18
Product: SS18 subunit of BAF chromatin remodeling complex
Exons: 10
Coding region: 129-1232 (367 amino acids)
Biological process (GO): positive regulation of transcription by RNA polymerase II
Cellular component (GO): nucleus
Molecular function (GO): transcription coactivator activity
Source: RefSeq, a predicted model, not a curated record
GGACCACUGCAUUAUGAAACUGCAUCCUAUUCUGAACUGUUUGAUCCGAGUUCUCCUGAUUUGUUAAGUGUGUUGGCUACUUUUCACUUUUAUGCUCUAGUUCACUUUCAUUUCAUAGAGGUAUCACCAUGUCGGUGGCGUUUGCACCUCACAGGCAGCGCGGGAAGGGUGAUAUAACACCCGCCGGGAUACAAAAGUUACUUGACGAAAACAACCAGCUGAUCCAGUGUAUAAUGGACUUUCAGAGUAAAGGGAAAACAGCAGAAUGUUCACAGUAUCAACAAAUGUUGCACAGAAAUCUAGUGUACCUGGCGACGAUAGCAGACUCCAAUCAGAACAUGCAGUCUCUCCUCCCUGCUCCACCCACUCAAAACAUGCCCAUGGGCCCUGGUGGGAUGAACCAAAGCGGACCCCCCCCUCAGCCUCCUCACGGUCACAACAUGCCCUCUGAGGGUAUGGUCAGCGGUGGCCCUCCAGCCCCACACAUGCAGAACCAGAUGAAUGGACAGAUGCCUGGGCCUAAUCACAUGCCCAUGCAAGGUCCCGGUCCAGGCCCCAACCAGCCCCCAAACAUGCCCAGUGGCUCUAUGAAUAUGCCCCCCAGCAGCCAUGGCUCGAUGGGUGGUUACAAUCACACCGUCCCUUCUUCCCAAGGCAUCCCAGCUCAGAGCCAAAUGAACAUGACCCAGGGACAGCCCAUGGGCCCCAUGAUGCACCAGCAGCCUCCCUCCCAGCAGUAUAACAUGCCUCCUGGUGGUGCCGGACAGCACUACCAAGGACAGCAGAACCCAAUGGGCAUGAUGGGUCAGGUCAACCAAGGAAACCAUGUCAUGGGGCAGAGGCCAAUGCCGCCUUACAGACCCCCACAGCAAGGACCCCCUCAGCAGUACCCAGGGCAGGAAGACUACUAUGGGGACCAGUACAGUCACGCAGGACAGGGAGCCUCAGAAGGUAAUGCCCAGUAUGGCCAACAGCAGGAAGCAUACCAGCAAGGCCCUCCACAGCAGCAGGGCUACCCUCCUCAACAGCAGUACCCGGGUCAACAAGGCUACCCACCACAGCAGCAGGGUUACGGUCCCUCCCAAAGUGCCCCAGGACAGUAUCCUAACUAUCCUCAGGGGCAGGGGCAGCAGUAUGGGGCCUAUCGCCCUCCUCAACCUGGACCCCCACAGGGCCAACAGCAACGCCCUUAUGGCUAUGACCAGGGCCAGUAUGGAAAUUACCAGCAAUGAGAGAUGGUCACAGCAACCCACACAGCUCUGCUCUGAUGUCUGUCUGAGCUUUGACCUCUGGUCAACUGCUAAGCAGACUUAAAAUGAUGGUUGUAGCUCACUGAGAUCUCUCUCAGACACGAACGUACAACAAUCAAAAAUACAAGAUACGUUUCCCCUUCUCUUUGGGCUCUCAUCCUUGCCUAUAAAAUGUAUUCUGUUUAUCAUGUACAUUGACUCGUUAAUGUCAAAGUCCAUGACUCACCCUCUGAUCCAGUAUGUCUCAAAGCAGCAAUGCCUUAAAAAUGGAACUGCCUUAUCCUUUUAGCAUUGCAGAUUGUGAAACAGGCUAAAAAAAAAAUAAAUUUUGGAUAUCAGAGAUGAUUUUAAAUGUACAGUUUCAAUCUACUGUGGUGCAUUGUUUCUCUAUCCCUCAGCUCCUUGUUCAUAAGAAGCAAUAAUGCCAGCAGUAGGGAAAUGUGUGGGGGCUUGAAAUAAUGCACCAGACGAACUUCCCACUAGGCCAUGGUACAUGUCUUGAUGUAUGUGAUGAUGUAAAAAUAUAUUUUAUGCUUUUUAGAUCAAGCUAACUUUGUAUAAGACAUUGGAAACUAGUACUAAAGUUGUGUUGUUUAUUUCAUGAAGUGUAUGUGUCAAUGUUUUUUUAUGAUCUUUAAUGAUGAUCCCAUCCAGCACAUUUUUUUAUUUUAUUAUGUUUGUUGUGUUGACUUGUAUAACUAUUCAAUUGGGUCUGCUACUUCAGUGACAUAGACUGUGUAUGAAAAAUACGAACGGCAUAGCUGGAAUUAGAAAAAUGUUAAAUGUCUGAAAACACAUGAAACAAUCUGUAUUCUGUUAUAAGCUCUGUAUUUAGGUCAGUGUAAAAUAUAUAUCAAAUUUGAAUUAUGAAUAAAUAAAAACGUUUUUUUACAUUACUUGACCAAAUAAUGGCCACCGGCCUUUAUUUGACCCAUGUGCCCAAAGAGGUGAAAUGUAGCAGAUGCCUCUGCAAAAUCGUGAGUUAAUGCUCUCUGGAGCCUUUAUUUUUAUUUUAUUUUUUAUUACUCAAGCACCUCAGUCUUGUCCAUUGACUGCAAAUUGGUGAAUGGGAAAGAUCAAACUUGGUAUAUAAUACAUAUUUCUGACAAGUACUUUGUUUUUGUUAGUCUUGGCAAUGCUGGAAUCCCCUUUUCCCUUUGAAUAAACGUCUAAGUUGAUGUCAUUCAAAUAGUGUUGUGUGUGAAUAAUAAAGUUACUGUCAAAUAUGUAACAUAAGAUGUGAAAAUAAUGUUCUGAAAAUGGAUUCCUUAAUUUCACAGUAAAGACUGGUUGUGCAGUUUUAUAUCACUGGCUUGAUAUCUGUUUUAUGGUGCAUACUUUAUUGAUCCCAUAUGUACAGCUGCAUAAAGAAGAGGAAUUCAUUCCUCUACUAAUAUUGUUUAUAUGGCUGUUUUAAUAUUGCAUUCUGCACCCCAUCCAAGUGGUCACAUUUGUGUCAUGGCAAUGUAUAACUGUACAUUACAAUAAAUUGGAAGAAUCUUUAA